ACGCCUUAGUUGUCCUAGCCGGUCUCCUGCGCAUUUGAGGGGACGCAUCGUCUUUCCGUGGCUGGAGUCCGUGAGGCUCCGACUUAACAGCCUCGUGUCCAGGCGUGGCGGAGCCCGGGUGAGUGGAGGGAGGAAGAGAGAGUGCACACGCGCCUCCUCCCGCUAGCCCUUUCCUCCCUUCCUCCAGGCAGGCGGCCCAGCUGGCGGACUGCCCCCAGAUGGGGACAGGAUUCUGAGGCCCAGAAUGAAGUUGUGAUCUUACUUUUGACUGCCCAGUCUCUGGCUUUAUUGGAAAGAGACCAUGAAGGAUGCCUCCCCAGCCCCGCUGCAGAGCUGCCUCCUGCCUGAGCCCUCUCCCCAGAGCCCGGGGGUGGCCCCUGGCACCGAGGCCCAAAGGCUUGGGCAGAGAGCUCGGCCUCCAGACUCCGUGAGGAUGAAGGAUGAGGAAGGCCUGACUCCUGGGUCCCUCCAAGCCCAGUUUCAGGUGUCCGUGACCUUCAGGGACGUGGCCGUGGACUUCACCAGGGAGGAGUGGAGAUGCCUGGAGCCUGCCCACAGGGCCCUGUACAGGGAUGUGAUGUUGGAGACGUACGAGAACCUGGUCUCCCUGGGUGUAAGUGUUCCCGUUUCCAAACUGGACUUGAUCUUCCUGUUGGAGAGAGGAAGAUCCCUGUCCAGGCCCGUGGGAAGAGUCCCCAGCGACUCCUGUCCAGAUUCCUUUAUUGAAGAGGCCAGGUUUGAAAGAAAGGACUCAAGUCUGAUACAAGGCAUUUACACAGGAGCAUCGAAUAAAAAAAGACUGCCAAAGGGUAAUCCUCAGCAUUCCAAGAAGAGAGAAACAAGGAGACUUGAAGUUAUUGUAGAGAAGCAGAAGGAUAAGCAGGAGAGACGAUCCAGACCAGUAACAACCACUCGUGGCAAAACUGCUAAUAAAGUGUGUGUUCUUCAUUGUAAUACAUUGGGGAGAAGUUUGCAUUUGGGGUCAGGCUUUGUUGCACUAAGGAAAGGCACUAUGGGGAACAGUCUCCAUAAAUAUAAGAAGCUUGGAAAAUGCUUCAAGGAUUGUUCCACCCCACUUACAUGCAAUACAUUCUCCUUAGAGAAGAACCUCUGUAAGUAUACAAAAUACAUGAAGCCCUUUAGUUACCACUCAGAUCUAAUUAAAUUUCAUAAAAUGCGUGCUGGAGAAAAACUACGUGAACACACUGAAGAUGGGACAACCUUUGGCAAAAGAUCAAAUCUUACUGAACAUAAGAUAAUUCACAUUAGAAAGAAAUAUCAUAAUUGUAAUAAAUAUGGGAAAACUAUUGGAAUCUUGACUGAAUAUAAGAGAAUUCAUACCAGAAGAAAGCACUUUGAAUGUAAUGAGUGUGGCAAAGACUUUAAUCUGGGGUCAAACCUUAAGAGAAUUCAUACUGCAGAGAAACCCUUUAAAUGUAAUGAAUGUGGGAAAUCUUUCCUUAUAAGGGGAAGACUUAAUAGACAUAAGAGAAUUCAUAGUGGAGAUAAACCCUUUGAAUGUACUGAGUGUGGGAAAGCCUUCAGUCAGAGGGGACACCUUACUAAUCAUCAAGGAAUUCAUAGUGGAGAGAAACGCUUUAAAUGCAAUCAGUGUGGGAAGAGCUUCAGCCAGAGGGGGCAUCUCAUUAAUCACCAAGGAGUUCAUACUGGAGAGAAGCCCUUUAAAUGUAAUGAAUGUGGGAAAGACUUCAGCCGAAGGGGAAACCUUAUUGCUCAUCAGAGAACUCAUACUGGAGAGAAACCCUUUGUAUGUAAGGAAUGUGGGAAAGCUUUCAGUGAGAGGGGAAACCUCCUUACCCAUCAGAGAACUCAUACUGGAGAGAAACCGUUUGAGUGUCAUGAAUGCAGAAAAGCCUUCAAAGACAGGGGAAGCCUUAAUAGACAUCAGAGAACUCAUACUGGAGAGAAACCCUUUGCAUGUAAUGAUUGUGGGAAAAGCUUCAGGCACAGAGGAUCCCUUAUUGAUCAUCAGAGGAAUCAUACUGGAGAGAAACCCUUUAAAUGUUAUGAAUGUGGAAAAGCCUUUAGCCGGAGAGGAAUUCUCAUUCAUCAUCAGAGAACUCAUAAUGGAAAGAAGCCUUUCAAAGGCACUGAAUAUGGGAAGACCUUCAGGAAUAAGGGGAACCUUAGUGGACACCAGAUAAUCAAUGCUGAAGAGAAACCCUUCGAAUGUGAUGAAUGUGGGAAAGCCUUUAGCCAGAGGGGACUCCUGAUUCAUCAUGAGAGAACUCACACUGGAGAGAAACCCUUUGAAUGCAAUGAAUGUGAGAAAGCCUUCAGUAGCAGGGGAAGCCUUAACAGACAUCUGAGAAUUCAUACUGGAGAGAAACCUUAUGAAUGUAAUGAAUGUGGGAAAGGCUUCAGCCAGAAGGGACACCUCAUUUAUCAUCAAGGGAUUCAUACUGGAGAUAAACCCUUUAAAUGUAGUGAAUGUGGAAAAGGCUUCAGUUGGAGAGCAAGCCUUAUUACCCAUCAGAGAACUCAUACUGGAGAAAAACCCUUUGCAUGUAACGAAUGUGGAAAAGGCUUUGGGGAGAGGGGAAACCUUAUUACCCAUCAGAGAACUCAUACUGGAGAGAAACCCUUCGAGUGUAAUGGAUGUGGGAAAGCCUUCACUCAGAGGGCAAGCCUUAUUACCCAUCAGAAAACUCAUACUGGAGAGAAACCUUUUAAAUAUAAUUAAAAUGGCCAAGCCUUUGAUGAGAGUAAAAUACUCAAAAGCUAUCAGAUAACUUACACUAAAGAGAAGCACUUUGAAUAUAAUUAACAUAGGAUACUUUCUUAGGAUAGUCCUUGGAGGACAUCAGUGAAUACAUGCUGAAUUAAAACUCUUCCUCUGGAAUGAGUAUAGGAAAGCUAUUUUUUUUCCUGGAAAAUGCUCAAAAGACAUAUAAGAAUUCAUACUGGACAUGAGACGUUUGGAUCUUAUGAAUGUGGGAAAGCCUUCUCCUGGGGGGGUGGGAAUACAUUACAACACCUUAUUGAGCAUCAGAAAUACUUUCCAUAUAAUCAAUGUGAAAAAGGCUUCAGCUGGAUGUCAAAAAUUAUUACUCUCCAGAGAACUCAUCCUGGAAAGGAACCCUUUGCAUGUUAUACAUGUAGUAAGGUGUUCAUCCAAGGAGCAAAACUUAUUAUCCAUCAGAGAAUGCAUACUGGGAAUAAUCUCUUUUAAUAUAAUGAUUGAGAAAAUUUUAAGACAGAGGGAGCACCUUAUUAGACAAAAUUUAUAAUGUAGUAAACUUUUAAACAUAAAGAAUAUGAGAAAGGUUUCAGCUGGAGGGGACACUGUCUUUUUAAUGAUUUUUUUUUUGCUAACUUUGAAUUUUCUGCAUUUCCCAAUGUGUCAUCUUCUCCUGGUCCCCUCCCAAAAAGCCAUCCACUAUACCAAAGAAAAAAUUAUCCCGUAAAAUGAAACAACACCCUGAAAAGCGUGUUGACAUUAAAUGCACUGUGGCACACUCAUAGUCACCUGCCUCUGUAAAGAAUCCAUUUCCUUCUCGUAUUUCUUCUUCAAGGUCAAGCAUGGUCAUAAUUUCAUAGCAUUUAAUUUAAUCUUCUGUUGUUCUUUUCAUUUACAUUAUUG
Molecule: messenger RNA, 3604 nt
Organism: Vombatus ursinus (common wombat)
Lineage: Eukaryota; Metazoa; Chordata; Mammalia; Diprotodontia; Vombatidae
Product: zinc finger protein 2 homolog
Exons: 7
Coding region: 302-2704 (800 amino acids)
Biological process (GO): negative regulation of transcription by RNA polymerase II
Molecular function (GO): DNA-binding transcription repressor activity, RNA polymerase II-specific
Source: RefSeq, a predicted model, not a curated record